AUGGCUCCAUACCUAGGAACUGAUAAUAAUCACCAUCAAGGCACUGAACAAGCCAACACCUUGCUAGCGGGCACCACGUCAGCGUUAGAACAGUUGAUUACCAAGGCGAAGCAUAACCUGCCUGAAGAGUCGCUACCUCAUAUUGCCAACGUCAAGUUUUCGACUGCAAACACGGGAAGCCCGUACUUUCCCAGUCCACUGAAGCAAACGGAGGCCAUUUCAGCUCUUAAGGCGGUUGAAGCAGGAGUUGCAUCUGCUAUAGUUGAUUUACAACAUGCUCAAAGACCACGAAACAUUGCCGUGGAUCUCGAAAGAGCGACCGCUUUCCUGUUCUCGACAUAUCUAGCCACUGUAGGGGGGUUCGAUAAAUCAAACCCAAAAGCGAAGAAGUUACUCAAAGAUACCGACCUUCUCCAAGCGCAGUCUAUCCUUUACCGCAGAUUAUCCGCAAACCUCUAUCAGACGAAGAACCCAGGAAAAUACUUUCACCUUCAUGGCUCUCUUGAGGCAACUAAAGCGCUGAACAUGAUUGGUCUGGAAGGAUCACGGCCCGACUUGACAGAAUAUCAUGAAUGCAUCAAGGUUAUCGAGGAUCAUGUCAGACAAUACACUGUCGGCCAGCUCGAAGAGAUGAAUUCGGAGAUCAAACAAGCCGGUGUAACUUGCCUAAAGUGGGAGGAUUUCCAAAGAACCGAUCACGGACAGGCACUCCUUCAACAACCACCUUGGAAGGUAGAGAUUCUCGAGACUGAAACCCCCGCGACUCCUUUUCCUUUCAAGUCGUCGCGUGCACCUAAACCACAAAUUCUUGCCGGUAUCCGCGUCCUCGAACUUUGUCGCAUCAUUGCAGGACCGGCAAUGGGCCGUGGUCUUGCCGAAUACGGCGCUGAGGUCAUCAAGGUCACAUCGCCGAACCUCUCCGACGUGCCUUUCUUUCAAGUGGAUGCAAAUAUUGGCAAGCACACUACCGACCUGAAUUUAAAAGAAACAAACGACCGAGCUACCUUCGAAGAGCUUUUACAGUCUGCAGAUGUGGUUUUAGAUGGAUACCGGCCCGGCAGCCUGGAUCGUCUCGGAUAUGGACCUAAACAGCUCCUCCGCCUUGCCAAGAAGCGCGGUAAGGGCUUCGUCUACGUCGCCGAAAACUGCUUCGGACACACUGGGCCAUGGUCGUCACGACCAGGCUGGCAACAAAUCGCAGACUGCGUGACAGGUGUGGCCUGGGCUCAGGGCCAAGCAAUGGGAUUGGAUGAGCCUAUCGUCCCACCCUUUCCUAUGAGCGAUUAUGGUACGGGCUGCAUGGGCACCAUUGCUGCACUUGUUGGACUACACAGACGAGCGAAGGUCGGUGGGAGCUAUCUGGGUACCACAUCUUUGUGUCAGUAUGACAUAUACCUACUUCAACUUGGACUUUACGACGAGCGCAUGAUGGCAGAGCUAAGGAAGGAGCACGACCGGGAGUUUUUCCAGUUGCGACAUCAUGACUCGGUAGAUGAGGUUGGCAAGAGAGCACUGAAGACCAUGAGACGAACACAUCCAGAAUUGUUCGAGGACCGACAUAUGCAGGAGUGCUACAGCAAAGGGUUCAAUGCGAAUGUUAGGACUAUCCGGCCAGUUGUCAAUAUCGAAGGUUACUGGAACGGCUUCUUGCGUAGCUCCCGCCCCAACGGUUUCGACAAACCUACUUGGGAUAAUUGGGAGAUUGAAGAAGCUUUAUUGCAGGCUUGA
Messenger RNA from Alternaria atra, 1728 nucleotides. RefSeq lists its product as uncharacterized. The coding region runs from base 1 to 1728 and encodes 575 amino acids. The transcript is spliced from 2 exons. Lineage: Eukaryota; Fungi; Ascomycota; Dothideomycetes; Pleosporales; Pleosporaceae. The record is from RefSeq and is a predicted model, not a curated record. Gene Ontology annotation, molecular function: catalytic activity.